Molecule: messenger RNA, 3456 nt
Organism: Suhomyces tanzawaensis NRRL Y-17324
Lineage: Eukaryota; Fungi; Ascomycota; Pichiomycetes; Serinales; Debaryomycetaceae
Gene: YCS4
Product: condensin subunit
Exons: 1
Coding region: 1-3456 (1151 amino acids)
Biological process (GO): meiotic chromosome condensation; mitotic chromosome condensation; mitotic cell cycle
Cellular component (GO): condensed chromosome, centromeric region; nucleus
Molecular function (GO): histone binding
Source: RefSeq, a predicted model, not a curated record
AUGGACUUCAAUUUGACCACAUACUUCAACGCCUUUGACGUGGAUAAAGACUACUCCAUAGACUUUGGUGAUAUAGACCAUAAACUUGAGAGUGUCACAGACUCAUUGGCUAAUAAUCCGGACUCUAUCAACUACAACAAUGAGUUAUUGGAAGAUCUUAUCGAACUAGUACAUGGCUACAGAACACUCGAUUCCAAGCACCAAAAACAACUUUCUUACUUGAUUACAUCCUCUUUCAACACAAUAGCAUUCCAGUUCCAUAAUAUUGUCGAAAGUGGCGAUUUUAUUGACUCGUUGGACCAGAUCAAAGCUACUCUCGAAAAGUAUGGAUACUUGACUUUUGUUUUGGCCAAGCUCUUGAGCAAAGAAGAGCACCAGCAUCAGAGCGGUAGAAAACUGACUUCCAGCUCGCAAGCUGUGGCAAAAUGGAAGUCCAACUGUGUUCAAGUCGAAGAUUGUCUUAUCGCUAUCACGACAGUACUUAAAAUUGACUUGGGCAAAAUAUUCAUCACUACGCCCGAGAGAGAUUUAUUCAUUGAAUUGUUCACUAGACCUAUAAUGAACUUGAUGGAAAGCCCCGAAAGAAUGAAAAUGGCAACUAUAAAAGGAUUAAUAUUCCAAAUUCUUUCAGUAUCAGUGAAGUUUCAUGGUCAUGCUGCGAUCAUACAGCAUUCAAUUAUUCAAUGUCUUACAUACUACCUCCAUCUUCCACCAUAUAUGGCCGAAUUAUUGCAUAUGUUAUCUGAGAAAUAUGAUUACAUGGUUUUGACUGAGGAAGUAUUGAGAGAAAUAUCACAAACGCAAUUCAAUUCCAAUGAUACCAAUGGUCCAAAGGCAGUUUCAGAAUUUCUUGUUAAGCUUUCUGAGUUGAGUCCUAGAUUGAUCCUCAAGCAGAUGUCUAGCAUUUCUCAGUUAUUGGAUAACAGUAAUCAAACCUUAAGAUGCUCAGUUGUGGAAACCUGUGGUAAUAUUGUGGUGGACAUACUCAAAUCAGCAACAGAUGAAUCCGAGGAAAGCCAUAAUAUAACACAGCAGGUAGAUGGGCUAUUGGAUUUACUCCAAGAAAGGUUUUUAGAUCAGAAUCCAUAUGUGAGAACUAAAGCAUUUCAAGCGUUGACAAAAAUUGCUGGCUUGAAAGUAAAAUUGACAGCAAGGAGGCAAAUCAUGAUGCAAUUGUCAGUGAGAUCAUUAGAUGAUAGGAGUACUUUGGUGAGACGUAAUGCGAUAAAGCUUAUGUCUAAGUUGGUUUUGACUCAUCAAUUCAAUACUGCUCAUGGUUCCCAAUUACCUUUAUCAUUCUGGGAGGGUCAAUUAAAAGGUGCUGAAGAUGAACUCAUGAAAUAUAUACCCGUGUCACCAAAAAAGACCACAAACAAGGAUUCCGCAGAUAAUUCUGAAAACGAUCAGGAUUCAAUGGAUAUCGAUGAUGAAGCUCAAAGUGAAAAUGAAGAAGAGAACGAGCAAAAAGAUGAAAAUGAUGGGAGUGAGAAGGAUAAAAGUAUUGAUUAUGACGAAUUAAAUGCAUCUAUGUUACAACAGGAAGAAAAUUUGCCAGACACAAAUGUUUUAAUUCGAGCCAAGUUGAAACUGAACUACUACAAAGACGCCGUAAAUUUCAUCAAAGCAAUUCAUAGAGGCACAGAAGUUGUGUCUAGGCUCUUAUUUUCUAAGAAUAGAAACGAGGCCAUCGAUUCUAUGGAUUUCCUAGUUUUGGCAGAUGCAUAUGGUAUCGAAAAUGCUUCAGAAGGUAUUCGCCGAAUGCUUCAUUUAGUUUGGAUGAAAGGGUCUUCUGAUGAAGGUAAAUCGGUUCCAUCACAUUUGAUAGACUGUUACAAGGACCUCUUUUUAACUGCUCCAACUAAUUCUAGUAAGGUUGAACAAGCAGCAUAUAUUGCGAAGAAUUUGAUUUCAUUAACAUACGAAGCAUCAAUUGCCGAUUUGGCGUCUUUGGAAAAGUUGCUAGGAAUGAUGUACAGUGGAAAACUCAUCAAUCAAGAAGUUAUAAGAAUCUUGUGGCAAAUAUACAGCUAUGAACCCAAUAGUGGGGAUUCGCCUGACUUAGUGCAAAAACAACGUCGUGGUUCUAUCAUCAUUUUAGGAAUGGUUGCAUUGGAGGACAAUCAAAUCAUUGUCAGGGGAUUGGAUGCUUUGCUCCACGUUGGAUUAGGGGACAAAGGAAAGGAAGAUCUUAUAUUGGCAAAAUAUUCAUGUAAUGCAUUACAACGUAUUGUUCUGGUUACAUCUAAGAAAGAUGCUGUUUUCGUUAAAAUAGCAAGAGAAGAUGAAGCCAUUUCCAAACUUAAACAAGUGGUACUUUCGUAUGAAUCAAAGCCCGAAUGGAAUGGGGUUGCAGAACAGGCCAUUGGUGCUAUUUUUCAGGCAUCGUCUAAACCGGACGAAGAUUGCUCUGAUAUAAUCAAAGAGAAAUCUUUAAGCGUUUUCAAAUCGUCAAAGCCAGGUGAAUCUAAAAUGGUUGCAUUGUCGCAGUUACUAUUUAUUGUUGGUCAUGUUGCAAUCAAGACGAUUGUUCAUCUUGAGAAAUUGGAAGCUCAAUUCAAGAAGAAGAAACAUGAAGCUGAAGUCAAGAAGAAAAAUGUUGAAAACAACGAGGAAAGUGCGGAGAAUGAAUUAGAGAUGAUCGGUGGUACCUCUGAAGAUGAUUUCACUGAUGCUAUUAUACAUGUGAAGGAACGUGAGUUGUUGUACGGGGAUAACUCGUUGUUGGCUAGAUUUGGGCCCUUGGUGACAGAAAUUUGUGCUAACAACAAAAAUUAUGAUAACAAGGGCUUACAAAGAUCUGCUGUAUUGUGUAUGGCAAAGUUGAUGUGCGUGUCUUCGGUUUAUUGCGAGGAGAACUUGCCCUUAUUGAUUACUAUUAUGGAGAAAUCAGACGAUCCAAUCACCAGAUGCAAUUGUGUUCUUGGAUUGGGUGACAUGGCGGUAUGCUUCAAUAAUAUUGUGGACGAGAGCACGGAUUUCCUUUAUCGUCGUCUUAAUGAUCCAAAUAUUAUGGUACAAAGAACUUGUCUCAUGACAGUGACAUUUCUUAUUCUUGCCGGACAAGUCAAAGUCAAAGGUCAGUUGUAUUCUAUGGCCAAGUGUUUGGAAAAUCCAGACCAAGGUAUUAGCGACAUGUGUCGCUUGUUCUUUGCCGAAUUGGCCACUAAGGACAAUGCAAUUUACAAUGGAUUUAUUGAUAUUUUCAGUGGUCUUUCUAAUGACGAGUCACUUGCUAAGGAAGCUAUGAAGAGAAUCAUCAAGUUCCUCCUCUCGUUUAUCGACAAGGAGAAACACCAGAAGCAGUUGGCGGACAAAUUGGUGCUCAGAUUGGUCAAGUGUCAAAACGAAGCCCAAUGGAAUGACAUUGCGUUUGUGUUGACCUCGUUGCCUUACAAGAAUGAGAAGAUAAGCAAAAUAUUGGAGGAGGGCUACAAACUUGUUUCUGCGAGACAAUAA